Meira miltonrushii is the source of this 737-nucleotide messenger RNA. Its product is annotated as glutaredoxin. Lineage: Eukaryota; Fungi; Basidiomycota; Exobasidiomycetes; Exobasidiales; Brachybasidiaceae. The record is from RefSeq and is a predicted model, not a curated record. Gene Ontology annotation, cellular component: nucleus; cytoplasm. Gene Ontology annotation, molecular function: glutathione disulfide oxidoreductase activity. Gene Ontology annotation, biological process: cellular response to oxidative stress. The coding region runs from base 48 to 350 and encodes 100 amino acids. The transcript has 2 exons.
ACAACACAACCAAUCCUUAAACAAACGUCAAAAUCAGUCGAAUCAUCAUGGCAGCAAAACAAGCAGCUGAGAAGCUCAUCUCAUCUCACAAGGUGGCCGUAUUCUCAAAGACAUAUUGUCCAUAUUGCCACAAGACCAAAUCCACUUUACAAGGUUUGAACGUACCUAAUGUCGGUAUCUUGGAACUGGACACAGAAUCCAACGGAUCAGACAUCCAAGCUUACCUCAAAGACAAGACCGGACAAAACAGCGUUCCAAACGUUUUCAUCAACGGAAAGCACAUCGGUGGAAACAGUGAUUUGCAAGAUUUACACUCAAAAGGAGAAUUGCAAAAACUCAUUGCCGCGUAAGUGGAAUGAGUAUGAUAGCAAGAAAAGCACUAAUCAUUACUAACGACGAAUACCCUUAAUUUUCAGUCAUUUGUAAUGCAUUUGAAUUGAAUGAAUUGGUAUGAAUAUAUAAUGUGAAGAUUACAACUCUGCUUUCCUAUCUUUGCAUAAACGGAAAUCUUGCACUCGAUCAUCUUCUUUUGCUAGACCCACGCUGGUUUGCCAUCUGUCCAAUUCUUGCAAAUAAGGUAUAACGCUUGCUUCGUAUUGCGGGGCUGCUUUAUAUUUCAUCAAAUCUUUCGGUCCUGUACGAUGAAUCUCCAGCAAAAGUCUUGGUAACAAUGGAGAAUGACGUAAGUCUGACAUUUGUCUUCUGAACGGAUGAAUGCCAAAAAAGAUGAUUCCACU